CACACAUUCACAAAGUGUCAAUUUAUGUUUAUUUGCGACACUCAACUGAUGAUUCUCAUAUUGUUUUCAUUUUUCUUCUUCACUCUCAUCAUUUCUAGGGAAAAAAACACUUACAGUUCUAAUUUUAGCUACUUGAUUUUGGUGCUCGAUCCACAUUAUCGAUACAUAAUUUCAUCUUUUACUGGAAUUUCAACGACCAUGGUAUCGUUUCUUGCACGGUCAUAGAGAAAAUCACAAUCUCAACUAUUUUUUUCCCGUCUUGUUCUCUUGGUGGUUGGUGUAAGGCACACUUUGAUAAGGCUAGCUGCAGUGGAUAACAAUUCAGCAAAAAAUGUCGAAUUCAAAUGCAUUUAGUAAAGCGCGGCAGCGUCGACGGUUGGCUGCGAUAGCAUUUCUCUCGAACAUUUCGAUGGAUGGUACGCAUCGGGACACAAAAUGGGGAGCCCUCAUGAAUAAACGCCAUAAGGAGAACAAUUCCAAAGAAGAUGUAGUCAAUAAUCAUGUGAUGACCAACGGUUCCGUUGGCACAUCUCUAUCGAAAGUUUUGCUAAGUGACAGUGACAUCGUUUCGACGGAUAUUCAACCCAUGAUAACCAGAAGCAAAUCCAGAAAAUCCACACUACGCUCCAUGGAACCGAGUCCCGAUCGAAUGUCGGAAAGCUCCGAUUCGGAUAGCCUGAAAAUGCGCGUUUUUCAGACACCCAUUCGAGAUCGAACGAUGACCGUUUGUGCGAUAACAGCCCGCGAAAUACCAUCGAUAGCAAGCGAGAUGCGUACUCGAUUAUUUUCGACAUCCAGUCGACCGAGUUCAACCACAACGGCAAAACGUGCUAUCGGAAUGGAUGAUAAAAAAUACAGUGAUCUCAGUAGUAAUGAAAGCCUAACGCACGUUGGAAGUGCUGGCCGACUAUCGCGCAUCGUUCAAAUUACCGAGCAAAAAGGCGAUGUCAAACAUGUAUCUAGCUCAAAUCGAGCACACAAUUUCAAAGACGAUCGAAUCAUACUAAUGACGAACAAAGUGCCAUUUUAUAUGUUCAGUAACAUACCAUUUUAUAAGAAUAGUAAAACUAGCGCUAGAAUCGAAUUACGGAAGGAUGGUGCAAGAAGAAGAAAUACAUCAGGGCCACGACCAUUGUCAGCCAUUAAUGAUGUUGCAUUUGAUGCAUUCGAUCUGUUGGGCAUUGAAAAGAGUGAAAAUGGACAGGAGAAAUCGUAUGGACAUCUGCUGAUACCAUCGCGCCCGCAACAGAAAGAGAAGAAAAAUCCAUUCGGCAUGCAAAUUGAACCAAACCUUGAAUUGACGGGACCACAUGCACUCAAGAAUUACGGCAUUGCAAGGUAUUAUCCAUUUGAAAAUUACUCAAAUGCUCGAAACAUGAGCUUGACUAGUACGACGAUUGGCAGCAACGAGAAGCAGACCAAUGAUGAUCAAUUCGAUGUGGAUGGAAAAUUUAAUAUGUAUCAAUAUUCGGCAAAUUUACUGGACGACCCGGAAUUGAUAGCGGGCAAACAUCGAACCCUUCUCACAUUUACAUCGUACGUUACAUCCGUUAUCGACUAUGUGAAGUCAUCGGACUUGAAAAAAGAAUUAAACGAUAAGUUCCGUGAACGUUUCCCGCACAUCCAGUUGACACUGAGUAAAUUGCGAAGUUUAAAGCGUGAAAUGCGUCGUAUCAACAAAAUGGACAGUCGAAUUGAUUUGCUCACCGUAUCACAGGCCUAUGUAUACUUUGAAAAAUUAAUAUUGGCCAAUUUGAUAAACAAAGAAAAUCGAAAACUAUGCGCUGGUUCUUGUCUAUUGCUUAGCGCCAAAUUGAAUGACAUCAAGGGUGAAGCACUGAAAAGUUUAAUUGAGAAAACAGAGAGCGUAUUUCGGUUGAAUCGCAAAGAGUUGCUGGCAUCUGAGUUUGCUGUAUUGGUUGCACUUGAAUUCAGCCUGCACGUACCUAUUGGCGAAAUAUUUCCCCACUAUCAACGACUUGUCUAUGAAUCAUAGAAUUCGGCCACGAGCUGUGACGUUACGCUAAAAACGAAAUGGACAAUUCGAAACGACUCAGUUCAAUUGAGAUAUUUUUGUACAUUGAUACCGCAAAGUUAUUUGAUACAUAUGGCUUAAAAUGUAAUAAACUGUAAAACGGAAACCAAAAAAAAAGAUAAAAACCAACAAAAUCCAAGAUCUAUGCUGAAAGCUCAAAUUAAUCAUAAUCUUGCGCGAGAAUAAAAUUUAUCGAAGGGAAAUAAAGAGUCAAGUAAAGAAUGAAAAAAAAGUUUAUUGAAAACAGCGUUUAUUGUGAGAAUGAACAGAAAAAACACGUACACACAUUUUGUUUUUGCCAAAUUUAUGAGAUAAAUAAAUCAACAAAUUGUUUGCAAUAAAUAUUAUAAACAUUUAAACAUUGUUAAGAAAAAUAGUGAAAUUUGUUCGUUGAAAAAAAAAUUUGUUUUCUUUUCCACUAUCAAAAA
Sitodiplosis mosellana (orange wheat blossom midge) is the source of this 2463-nucleotide messenger RNA. Its product is annotated as CDK5 and ABL1 enzyme substrate 2. NCBI's taxonomy places the organism in Eukaryota, Metazoa, Arthropoda, Insecta, Diptera, Cecidomyiidae. Gene Ontology annotation, biological process: regulation of cell cycle. The record is from RefSeq and is a predicted model, not a curated record. The coding region runs from base 332 to 1996 and encodes 554 amino acids. The transcript has 7 exons.